Molecule: messenger RNA, 1014 nt
Organism: Mollisia scopiformis
Lineage: Eukaryota; Fungi; Ascomycota; Leotiomycetes; Helotiales; Mollisiaceae
Exons: 2
Coding region: 1-1014 (337 amino acids)
Source: RefSeq, a predicted model, not a curated record
AUGUAUAAAUGGCAUGUUCACUCGGCCAUUGGUCGAGGUAGACCUGCGGCCAAUGAUUUUUCAAAGGUCGUGGAUGGAAUUGCAGCUUCUUUGAGGCAGUUUUCGGUUUCUGUUUCUAGAAGUGCUGAGGAUGGUGAUGGACCACGGAUAUCACGAUCUCAAAGAUCUGCAGAUGCAUUCAAAGAGGUGUCGACUCUUGCUCCAAAACCACCUCGCGGUAUCGAUGCUCGUUCACUAGCAGCGAAAUCGUCAUUUACAAUAACUCGAUACGAUGCGGGCCCUGGAAGAGGAGGUGGAUUUGUCCCCCGAGGUGGAAAUUCUGAAGGGGUUGCUCGUGGUGGAGCUGGCAUGCGAGGACGGGGAAGGGGCGGCGCGCGAGGAAGAGGUGCAAGAGGCCGUGGACGGGGAGCACGUCGAGGAGGGGAAAAGAAGAAGAGAGGGCCACGAGAGAGGGCUGAUGAUGAUGACUUCAUAUCAGAGCCAUACUCUGAGGAAGAGCUGGCGUAUCUUGAGAUGAGCGAGGGAGGGUUCCCAACAAACUACGUGCCGGAAACGACGUCUGCGGCGAGCUUGGCUAGGUACGGUCCGGCUGUCAUGUCAAGUCCGAGAGGAAUCCACGAAUCGAUCGUAAACAGGAUGAUGGUUGCCACGGAGAAUAAUGAUCCAUCGUUUGAGCAUGCUUCAAUUCAUCUUGCACGGAUGAAUGAAGGUCUCGGAACGCUGUUUGAGGACGCCGAGCAGAGAGCUCUUACUGAGAAGUUCCAAGGCAGCAGGAAAUUUAUGUCACUCUCCGAGCAGCAAAAGGAUUCGAUAAUGAGGCAAUGGGCUGCGGGACAAUAUACAGCUCCGGGAACGCCAGUAAAGGGGAAUGUUGUUGGUUUGACAAGGCAAAUGACACGGCGGAACGAGACAUAUCUGCCAGAGGAUGCACAGAAGUUUGACAAGACGCUGAAGUCACUGCUACCGAAGCACAUGCAGGAAGCGGUUUAUGAAAAAGUCCCAGCUUCACUAUGA